GCAAUAUCGUGAUGAGUAGCAAUAUAAACGUUUCUAGGCCUAAUGGUCUUCAUAUUUCAAAACUGAAAUUCCACAUCUACGCAUUGGGAUGAAACUCGUUCUUUUUAUCUGCGCAGCACUAUGUGUUGUUAGCAUCUAUGCUGAAGACUGUCCCGCUGGCAACGUUCAAGGAGAGUGUACACACAUGACGUGUUCACCUGGCUAUACUUUAUCAUGUGUAGACAAUGUUUGUACUUGUAACCCGGACCAGAAUAGUUCCUGUAACACCCAACAAGACUGUAUCAAUAAUGCAAACCUACCGACCUGCAACAGAGUAUGGCAUUGUGUCGAUAAUUUAUGUCGAUGUGGUGGAAACUGGGGCAAAUAAUGUUACUGCAGUUAGAACUCUAUUGCUUUUAAAAGAAAAAAAGUAUUGAAGCUAUUACAAUAAAACUAUUGUAAGAAAUA
Molecule: messenger RNA, 447 nt
Organism: Mercenaria mercenaria
Lineage: Eukaryota; Metazoa; Mollusca; Bivalvia; Venerida; Veneridae
Product: serine protease inhibitor Cvsi-2-like
Exons: 3
Coding region: 89-367 (92 amino acids)
Source: RefSeq, a predicted model, not a curated record